UCCAUAAAGAACCAAGAAAUAGUAUAGGCAUCAGGCAACAGAUCUUGGACAUUCUUACGUUCGAGACAUUAUGGUUUUGUUUUAUUGAACAACUUGGAUCAACUAAUAAUCGUGUCAAAUCUGUUCUCAUCAACAUCAUCGUCAGAAUAAUACCAUAUGUUCUGUGGGGUCUAAAAUCUGCACAUGUUAUUUGCAGGUUUGUAUUGAUGCCGCUAGCAGUAUUUGUCUUCCUAGCCUAUAAAUACUAGAAAACACGGAUAACAAUAGAUACAGUUGAGAAGUUCCUGCGAAUGCAGCAUAUGCUCGUUCCGAUGAGAUAUGCAUACACAAACAUCAUUGCUAUCACCGGCCAUUUCAGAGACAAGCUCGGACAAGGAGGCUACGGUUCUGUAUACAAGGGGGUGCUACUGCCAGGUGAAAUUCAUGUUGCUGUCAAGAUGCUAGGCAACUCCAAUUGUAACGGAGACGAGUUCAUCAGUGAGGUAGCCACAAUUGGAAAGAUCCACCAUGUCAAUGUUGUGCGCCUCAUUGGGUUUUGCUCCGAGGAAAAUAUCAGGGCACUUAUCUAUGAGUUCAUGGCCCGUGGAUCUCUCGAUAAGUACAUCUUCUCGUCGGAGAAGACAUUCUCAUGGGACAAACUCAACGAGAUCGUUCUAGGCAUUCCUAGAGGUCUUAACUACCUGCAUCACAGGUGUGAUAUGCAGAUAGUACACUUUGACAUCAAGCCACACAACAUCCUUCUUGAUAGCAGCUUUGUUCCAAAAGUUGCUGAUUUUGGGCUAGCCAAACUGUUCCCAAAAGAUGACAAUUUCGUGCCACUGAGCGCUAUGCGGGGAACGAUUGGCUAUAUAGCUCGAGAGAUGGUAUCUCGAAGCUUUGGUGUCAUAUCUAGCAAAUCCGAUGUGUACAGCUUCAGGAUGCUACUAUUGGAGAUGACGGGCGGGCGAAGAAACGCAGAUCCUCAUGCAGGAAGCUCCAGUCAAGCAUACUACCCAUCCUUGGUGUACAAGCAGCUGAGCCAGGGUGAUGCGAAUAGGAUUAGUGAAGGUGUUGAUAUGCACGAGUUAGAGAAGAAGCUAUGUAUCAUUGGGCUUUGGUGCAUCCAGAUGAAGCCGCAAGAUCGGCCGACGAUGAGCGAGGUCAUAGAGAUGCUUGAAGCUGGUGUCGAUGGCAUCCAAAUGCCUCCAAGGCCAUACUUUUGUGAUGAAGAGGGUGACAGUUCUUACUCUACAAUCUCUGAGCUCGAUACAAUAGAAGAGUAGUAGUGGUAGUAAAAUGCACUUGUGUCUGUGCUCGUAAUGUAUCAGACUAUUAAGAUUGCAAGGUUGCCAUAAGCUAAGGUACUGAUUGUAUACUUUUAUUGAGAGUGUGAUAAUGUGAUAUCAUAUAAAAUACCUCCAUGAAGUUUUUUACAAAGAACUCCUCAAGAAUAUUGUGUUUGCCUACAAGCA
This is a messenger RNA of Zea mays, 1451 nucleotides long. RefSeq names its product rust resistance kinase Lr10-like. The coding region runs from base 291 to 1262 and encodes 323 amino acids. Gene Ontology annotation, molecular function: ATP binding; protein kinase activity. Gene Ontology annotation, biological process: protein phosphorylation. The transcript has 2 exons. NCBI's taxonomy places the organism in Eukaryota, Viridiplantae, Streptophyta, Magnoliopsida, Poales, Poaceae. The record is from RefSeq and is a predicted model, not a curated record.